AUGCCAUCCUGGACCAACCACCCCUCCGGCACGAUGGCAGCCGCGGAACUGACCUCGCCAGGCGCAUCCCCACCCUCAGCCUGCUUCAGCUACACCACAGCCUACCCUCGGCCCACGGUCCCGUCUUCAGAGUGGACACUGGUGCGCGUGAAAGCACUAGGGUUGAACCGCGCCGAGCUACGCUCACGCGCAAACCUGCCCCCGGCCCUUCCGGAAUUCAACAUCUUCCAGGCCGAAUACCACGUCGACCCGCCGAAGGUGCUGGGAGAAGAGUUCGUCGGCGUCGUCGAGGAGGCGGGCGCCGAGUCUGGGUUUCGCAUUGGCGAAUCCGUCGCCGGUUUUAUCUACGGUGGUGGCAAGGCGCAUGAUGGGAGCUACGCCGAGUUCACGCUGUGUCAUCGCCGGAGGAUCGUUGUGGCCGCGGUGCCCAUGAGCAUGGUCACUGCGUAUGGGUGUAUCGUGCUCGCGGGCGGGUUGGAGCGGAGGCCUGAGGGAAGUACGGUCUUGGUGCAUGGUGGAUCCUCGAGUGUGGGUGUGUAG
Exophiala bonariae is the source of this 540-nucleotide messenger RNA. RefSeq lists its product as uncharacterized. Gene Ontology annotation, molecular function: NADPH binding; oxidoreductase activity, acting on NAD(P)H. The transcript is spliced from 2 exons. The record is from RefSeq and is a predicted model, not a curated record. The coding region runs from base 1 to 540 and encodes 179 amino acids. NCBI's taxonomy places the organism in Eukaryota, Fungi, Ascomycota, Eurotiomycetes, Chaetothyriales, Herpotrichiellaceae.